Syngnathus typhle (broad-nosed pipefish) is the source of this 512-nucleotide messenger RNA. RefSeq lists its product as uncharacterized. The coding region runs from base 46 to 372 and encodes 108 amino acids. The transcript is spliced from 5 exons. Lineage: Eukaryota; Metazoa; Chordata; Actinopteri; Syngnathiformes; Syngnathidae. The record is from RefSeq and is a predicted model, not a curated record.
UGGGGUUCUCAGUUUGAAGCUGAGAUCAGCACUCACUCUGCAGACAUGAAGUUUGUAUUGCUUUUUGCUCUUUUCACUGGUGGGGUUCUGGCGGCCCCAUUUCUGAGAGAUGAGGAAGCAAAGCGCUUCAUCCGACUGAAAAGACAGUCGGGAUACUGGGACCCCCACAAUUCUCAGAACCAGUGGGGUUACACCAUCCAGGAGCAGGCUAACGAGUACUGGACAGCCCUUCGAACAGAUGCCCAGUUCUACAUGGAUAUGGGUCACCUGAUGUUUGACCAGUCUGUGGCGGAUGAGAACCACAGACUGUACAUGGAGAUGUUGCGCAAUACGAGAGCUCACUUGGACAGCCAGACCGGAGGACGCAAAUAGAGAAGACGAAGACAAAUGAUAUGAGGGUUGACAUGAUAGACAUGAUUAUAAUGUGGCUAAUGCAAAGGGAAUGUUCCAUGUUUGUACUGUAAAACUGCUCUGUACCUAUGUUUUUAAUGCAAAUAAAAGAUUAAAAAGUA